AGGACUUUUUGUUUUUUAAAUGUAGCUCUUUUAGAAAACGAUGAAAAGGAUGAAGAGGAUAUGUCUCUGGAUUCAGGGGAUGAAAUCUCACAAAUAGAAGUAUGCAGCAAUUUUCAUUCAGAAAUAUUGACGAAAGAGACCAAAGGAUCACGUGGAACAGAUCAAAAUAUGAAUAUUCAAAUUCAGUUGCAAUCGUCUCUUGACGUGCAAAAAAGUUUAUUAGAAGAUAAGACUUAUCAAAUUGAUUCUGAAGAGAGAGCUUCUAUUGAUCUAGUAUGCUCUGAAGGAGAGAACAGCAAUUCAGCUGAACAAGAUUCAUAUAGCAACUUUCAGGUUUAUCACAGUCAAUUAAAUAUGUCCCAUCAGUUUAGUCAUUUUAAUGUUCUCACUCAUCAGACAUUUUUGGGGACACCAUAUGCCCUUUCAUCAAGUCAGUCUCAAGAAAGUGAAAAUUACUUUUUAUCUGCUUAUACUCAAAGCUUGGAUAGAGAGAAAUCUUCAUCUCCAUUAAAUUGGGGGAAAAGUGAUUCUUCCAGGCCAUAUUCAAAAGAGAAAUAAUUACAGUAACUUUUUUUUUUUGGAAGUAGGUUGUUACGGACUUUUUCUGUUUUUUAAAAGUGAAUUAACAAUUUAUAUUUCUUUCUCUAAAAAAAAGGUUUCUUGUCCUUUCUCAAAUGUUUUUUUCCUCUUAUUUAAAUCAUGAUGGCCUGUAACAUUUGAAGUAUCUGAAAAUUGAAAUAAAUAUAUAUUUUUAA
Molecule: messenger RNA, 755 nt
Organism: Equus quagga
Lineage: Eukaryota; Metazoa; Chordata; Mammalia; Perissodactyla; Equidae
Product: protein TASOR-like
Exons: 1
Source: RefSeq, a predicted model, not a curated record